Glycine soja is the source of this 972-nucleotide messenger RNA. RefSeq lists its product as uncharacterized. The record is from RefSeq and is a predicted model, not a curated record. The coding region runs from base 1 to 972 and encodes 323 amino acids. The transcript has 7 exons. NCBI's taxonomy places the organism in Eukaryota, Viridiplantae, Streptophyta, Magnoliopsida, Fabales, Fabaceae.
AUGGAUCAUGCGUAUGAUGAGGUCCAUGAACAACCUGAAGAAGCAGCUGCUGAUGAUGUGCUGACUAAUGCCGAGGAUUUUCCAGGCGAACCCCACAACACAUCAGUGUUGCAAGAUUAUGUUUAUCAUGUGGUCACGAAAGUUUGGAAUGGAGAGGAACGUCUUGAGCUGAAAUUAUUCUCCCAAGGAAGAAAGGCCGAGAAAUUUGGCAGGCCUGCCCCUGAGAUCGAAGACUUAGUGGCUGCCACAGGAUUAAGUCCUCUGAUCACAUGUUCACUGAACACUAGUGAUCAGGGACUUAUGUCUGCUUUCAUGGAGAGGUGGCAUAAGGAAACUAGCGCGUUCCAUACUUUUGAGUCUCUUCAUGUGGAUGAUACAGUCUUGCUCUUAGUGGAAUUGCUUGAAGUAAGUGUUGAAGAGGCACAAGUUGAGACAUGUUGGAUCUACGAGCACUUUCCCUCUGUUGGUUGUGUUGUUGCUGCUGAUGAUUAUGAUGAGAGGAAACCACGUGCCUAUCGUUGGAAGUCUAGGAAGGCAUUACUAGUAUCAAUGUAUCAUAAGCGGUUGGAUAGAUUGACGUCUGAUGUUGUAUGUUGGAUUCCGUAUGACCAUUCCUCCGCCCCUGCUGCUCCUUCUCUCAGUAUAGAAGACAUUGAUGAUAGAUGGAUUCAGUUUUCCGAAUACAUUGCACCGCCGCCCGUGCAGCACCAUGACACAUUUGUUGAACCAGAUGUUACUCAGCAUCCAGUGGUGACAAUGGCUAUGAAUGAAGCAUCUGAAGAUGCACAUGUUGAUGAGGCUUGCCAAGCAAUAGCUGAAAGGUUGGAGCGGUUGCUCAACCUAAGGAUAGUCACUGAAGGCACAAAGACAUACAAUGUCAUGGAAGACUGCCUAAGGAUUGCUAGAGGUGUGACUGUGGAUCGCAAUGUAUAUGUGCGGUUGCAACGAAGGUGGCACAUUGAAGUCACAUGA